Molecule: messenger RNA, 869 nt
Organism: Venturia canescens
Lineage: Eukaryota; Metazoa; Arthropoda; Insecta; Hymenoptera; Ichneumonidae
Product: allergen Tha p 1-like
Exons: 4
Coding region: 34-609 (191 amino acids)
Source: RefSeq, a predicted model, not a curated record
ACGAAAGUAACGUCCCGUUUACUCGUGCGCGAAAUGGUUUGUCGUUCGAACGGAUUUUCGUUGUUGGUGCGGUCUUCGUUUCUCGUUAUUUUGUUGCUUGGAAUACCCAAAUAUUCUCGUGGUUAUUUGUGGGCUAAACCGAACACUUACACGAGCAGAUGGGACAAGGUGAAUCUGGACGAGAUUCUCGACAGUAAAAGACUGCUUCACCAUUAUUUCAAGUGCCUGAUGAGCAAAGGUCCCUGCCCACCGGAUGGCGCGGAGCUCAAACGUAUUCCUGAUCGGAAUACCUACACGACCAGAUGGGACAAAAUCAAUGUUGACGAGAUCAUCCAAAACAAAAGACUUCUCCAUCAUUAUUUCAAAUGUCUUAUGAGCCAAGGACCGUGUCCACCAGAUGGCGCAGAGCUCAAAAGAGUUUUACCGGAGGCUCUAGCUACGGGGUGUUCCAAAUGCACGAAGAGUCAGAUCGAAGGAUCCGUCAAAGUGAUUCGUUAUCUCAGGGAGUUCGAGGCCGAAAAGUUCGAUAUUCUCGCGAACAAAUACGAUCCUGAGGGCAUUUAUAGACGCCGGUAUCUUCAGCCACCACCGGAUGACAAUACAGCUUGAAUUAUUGAAACGUGGUUCAUCGUUUUUCUUCAACGUUAUCAUCGAAUAUUUUUUUAUUCCGCUGACAAAAUAUUGACAGAAAAAAAGAAUCCGUGAAUUCGACUGUUUUCGUUGCCUCGUUAUCGCUAUUGUUGUUUUUUUUAUUUUCUUUUGUCUGUUUUUACGUUGAGCUUAUUUCAACAUUUUUUAUAAAAAGUUGUCACCGACUCCAUAUUUAUUGAAUAAAAAUAUUGUUGACAGUCGAACGUCCCUAUUUAUUU